Messenger RNA from Durio zibethinus, 1664 nucleotides. RefSeq lists its product as uncharacterized. NCBI's taxonomy places the organism in Eukaryota, Viridiplantae, Streptophyta, Magnoliopsida, Malvales, Malvaceae. Gene Ontology annotation, molecular function: protein binding. The record is from RefSeq and is a predicted model, not a curated record.
UGACAUGGCAAAAAUUUUUGUCUAAUAGAUACAAACAUUUAAAAUAUUGACUUGUUCGGCGUAUCACUGGGAUUAAGGACGAGACAAGACAAACCCAAUUUAUGGAAUUUAGAUUGAUGGGCUUCUAAGGGGCAUUACCGACUCUUUAUCCUUUGUUUUUGGUUUUUUAACGAAACGCCACGUUUUGGUUCAUCAUUCUAGUCGGUUUUGUUAGAGGAACUAAUUCCCAAACACUCUUUAUAAAAGGAGAAAAAUUAAAUUCCCAAACAGUCCCUUCGCUUCAAUCAUUCACCAAAUUCGAAAGCCAAACAAGUGAAAAGAAAAUUUUAGCUAAUCUACAAACUGGGGGAGUGAGAAACUCCGCUUUUAAAACAAAUAUCUUCAAAUUCCUAAUAAGAAGAAAUCAAUGUAUUUUUUUAUGCAUUUAUAUUUACUCAAUACAAAAUAAGGGCGAGGGGGUUUUUGAUUUUUUUUCUUUUUUUUUCCCUUAUGCUAAGCUAGAAUUUUUUUUCUUAGUUUUAAAGUCCUCAGGAAGGGCAGUUUUUCUUUCUUAGUUUUUGAUUUCGUCGGCUCUUUCUCUCGUGAUUUAUAAAGAUUAGGGUUAGGGUUAGGGUUAGGGUUAGGUUUUUUAAUUGGCUGAUAGAGAUGUAUGCUGAUCGAGUGGAUGAGGGUUCUGGCAAAAGGUCGGUAAAGGAGAGACUCAAUGGCAACUCCUCCGACAACUCUAUUUGGCGGCGUCAAGUCACUGGCAAGAGGCAGAGGCAAGAUGAAAAGUGGGAACAUGAUCUUUACCAAGACGAUGUACCUCAAGUUUCAAAUCGUAAAGUCGAUGCUCGAGAUCUUCGUUUGAAGCUCCAAAGGAAAAGUCUCCAACAUGUGGCUCAAAGUGGAAGGGGAACUCUCUCAAGUGUACAUGAUCUUCGUGAAAAAUUAUCUGGAACAAUGAAUACACAGCCAAUAAAUGUUGAUCCAUCAAAACUGAAAGUGGAAGUUGCCAAACCAGCCAGGAAAAGUGUUGCAGUUGAAACUCCUGAACCAGAGCCCAAAAGGGUUGCACAUACAACAGCAAGAAUGAAGUCUCAGCAAAAGGCUGAUACAUCAGUUGAGGGCUUCCUCCAGUCUUUGGGUCUUGAAAAAUAUGCAAUUACUUUUCAAGCAGAGGAAGUUGAUAUGACUGCUCUUGUACACAUGACUGAUGAGGAUCUGAAAACUUUAGGCAUACCAAUGAUAAUUAAUGAUGAAAGCAGUCUUAGAAAAUCCUUUUAUCAAGGAAGUGUUUGGGUUUACUUCCAGGGCCCGAGAAAGAAGAUAAUUCUCGCGAUGGAAUCUAGAGGCUGAUAUUUGGAGUUUUAGCAAGUGGUUGUUGAGGGCUUGUGUUUUGGCUGAUAAGACCUUGCAUGUAGCAAUUGGUUUUGGUAUUUAUUUUUUCUCAGCAUUAUUGACAAAAAUAUAGCUUCGUCAGCUUGUUAUUGAAAUCAAAGGAUGGAGUUUUGUUAGAUUACAAGUGGGUGGGAGUUCCUUUUUUCUUUUUUUUUUUCAUUAGUGGCUUCAGUUAGAAACUUUAAAGAAAUGUAUGUGCCGCAUUGUCUUAAUAUUUUAGGAAGCUUUCUGAAAUCUAAAUCAGUGUAAAGGGUGAUUUUGAGCUGAAAUAAUGUGUCACGUAA